UGACAGCUUCUUCAGCUGAAGAUGUCCAAUAAUGGUAUUGAAACAGAAGACAAACCUCCUGCCCCGCCAAUGAGAAACACCAGCACUAUGAUCGGAUCUGGAAGCAAAGACACCGGCUCUUUAAACCACGGCUCGAAGCCUUUGCCUCCCAAUCCUGAAGAAAAGAAAAAGAGAGACCGAUUUUACCGAUCAAUCUUACCGGGAGAUAAAACCAAUAAGAAGAAGGAGAAAGAACGACCAGAGAUAUCCCUCCCUUCAGAUUUCGAGCACACGAUUCACGUUGGGUUUGAUGCUGUCACGGGAGAAUUCACGGGUAUGCCAGAGCAAUGGGCUCGGUUACUGCAGACAUCAAACAUCACCAAAUCGGAGCAGAAGAAAAAUCCCCAAGCUGUGCUCGAUGUGCUCGAAUUUUACAACUCCAAGAAGAUCUCCAACAGCCAGAAGUACAUGAGUUUCACGGAUAAAUCUGCAGAAGAUUAUAAUUCAUCAAAUACAGUGAAUGUGAAGGCGAGUGUGUCCGAGACCCCUGCGGUACCACCAGUCUCAGAAGAUGAAGAUGAUGAGGAUGAUGCUGCUCCACCCCCAGUAAUAGCUCCACGUCCCGAGCACACAAAAUCGAUAUACACUCGCUCCGUCAUAGAGCCCCUUCCUCCGCCACCCACCAGAGAUGUGGCCACCUCUCCAAUCUCCUCGCCCUCUGAAAACAGCACGACCCUGCCUGACACGCAGACGAGGAACGCAGAGAAACAGAAGAAAAAACCAAAAAUGUCAGACGAAGAGAUCCUGGAAAAAUUAAGAAGCAUUGUGAGCGUGGGUGACCCCAAGAAGAAAUACACGCGCUUUGAAAAGAUUGGACAAGGAGCCUCAGGCACAGUUUAUACUGCAAUGGAUGUAGCUACGGGACAGGAGGUUGCAAUCAAACAGAUGAAUUUGCAGCAGCAGCCCAAGAAAGAGCUGAUCAUCAAUGAAAUCCUCGUCAUGAGGGAAAAUAAAAACCCCAACAUUGUCAACUACCUGGACAGUUACCUUGUAGGAGAUGAGCUGUGGGUAGUUAUGGAGUAUUUGGCAGGAGGCUCCCUCACAGAUGUUGUAACGGAGACCUGCAUGGAUGAAGGACAAAUAGCAGCAGUGUGCCGAGAGUGUCUUCAGGCUCUCGAAUUCCUGCAUUCAAGUCAAGUCAUUCACCGGGACAUCAAAAGUGACAACAUACUGCUUGGCAUGGAUGGCUCUGUCAAACUAAGUAUGCAUAAGGGAGCUUGGGUGAUGGCUUUAAUUAUCAGGCCGCAAAUUAAAAUGUGUAUUGUCUUCUUGAUGCAUGGGGGUGGUACAAGGAGUAUAUCAUUAAUAUUUGUCAAGUACUUCACCACUGUGCAGACCAUAGACAUGUUUAUGAUGGUGGGAACACCGUACUGGAUGGCUCCUGAGGUGGUGACGCGGAAAGCUUAUGGCUCCAAAGUGGACAUCUGGUCUCUGGGCAUCAUGGCUAUCGAAAUGAUCGAGGGCGAGCCCCCGUAUCUCAACGAGAACCCUCUGAGAGCCCUGUAUCUCAUCGCUACCAAUGGCACCCCAGAGCUGCAGAACCCAGAAAAGCUGUCGCCCAUAUUCAGAGACUUCCUGAACCGCUGCCUGGAGAUGGACGUGGAGAAGAGGGGCUCUGCUAAAGAACUGCUGCAGCACCAAUUCCUGAAGAUCGCAAAACCCCUUGCUAGUCUGACGCCCCUGAUUACGGCAGCAAAGGAGGCAGCCAAGAACAGCCAUUAGAACAAAAUCCUUGUAGUCAUCGUGCCAAGCCUGUUAGAAGUUCAUUUCAAAGACUGAAUAUUUGCCCUCCUCCUUCUUCAGGAUGCACAAGACUUUUUGGCCCCGUGAGAACGGCUGGCAGAAGUAGUAUUUGUUGAAUGUUAAAGGGAUACUUGAUGGGGACGUUGUUGAUCUUAAGUAGCAAAUCAUCUUUCCUCCCUCUUGCUGGGAAAAGAAUAUUUUGUAUUGACAGGUGUUCAUGAAAACCUCUGAGCCUGACCUGACACGUAGCACAGCCAGUUUGUUUUCCUAUUUCUUAAUGUGUUUUAUUUUGAAAAACUAAUGUGGAGCCUUAGACCAUGUUUAUUUUAAUAAAUUAAAAUCUCUCGCUGGCUGGACUUCCUUCGCCUCUACCAAGCUCUGUUGUUCCACUACUGAGACUCCUGCAUGCUUUGGAUUACUUGAAAGAUGGAGCAGCCAGCAGAAACGGGAAUAGCUGUAGUCAUUGAAGGGGAUGCCAGAGCAUGCAACAUCCAGAUGCUGCUUCAUCCUGCCGGACACACCUGGAAGAGAGCUGAAAUAGUUUGAUAAGGCUUCCUGCUGCCACUGGAAGAUUUCAGUCAUGGGUAGCUUGUGUGCCAUGUCUUGUAAAUCAGCUUCUCAAUUACAUUAUCAUCUUUCACUUCUCAUCUCAGGUCCUGUAGACUCCAGUGCUCAGUGCUACCAGCUAAUAGAUUGUUUCUGAAACUAAACUUGCUGGCAAGCUACGGGAGACUGUGCCAAAGAAUGGGGCAGAGCUGCUUUAAAAUGACUUUAUUUGUAUAGCAAGGUUUGUUAGACAGAGCAUUGCCCUAGGUUGUAAAACAGUAAUACACUGGUUGCCAUUAUAAAGUCAACAUUUGCCUGCAGUUACCACAUGGUGUACUUGAGAAAGUAUUGUUUGUAGGCCAAGGAGAAACAGCCUUAUCUUGGAGGCUGCUGCCAUUAAGUACCCAUGAGGACAGUUUCUGAAGUGAGGGAGGGCCUUGUUUUCUUUAGCUGGAGGACUGACAGGGUGAAAUCCUCUGGCUGCCACAGUUUGUAAAGUAUCUGGUGACCUGGCUCUGCAUCUGAGUGGAGAUAUCUGUGUCCUGGGCUACAUUCAGCUGUACAUUGGUUUUAAUAAAAUGAUUGCUGCAUUUCUUAAUGUG
Molecule: messenger RNA, 2930 nt
Organism: Gavialis gangeticus (Gharial)
Lineage: Eukaryota; Metazoa; Chordata; Crocodylia; Gavialidae
Gene: PAK1
Product: p21 (RAC1) activated kinase 1
Exons: 14
Coding region: 22-1761 (579 amino acids)
Biological process (GO): regulation of MAPK cascade; regulation of axonogenesis; protein phosphorylation
Cellular component (GO): cytoplasm
Molecular function (GO): ATP binding; protein serine/threonine kinase activity
Source: RefSeq, a predicted model, not a curated record